UCUGCACAGUUGUGUUUCCUUAUUCAUUGUGCGCCCUAUGAAGAGCAUUAACUAUCCCUCCCUCCAAUCCUAUUGAAAGGGCUCCGAGGAAGAGAGAGAAAAAACACAGAGGGAGAUGUGAGCAGCAAAUCCCUUUUUUAUUCCCCCUCGUAGCACUCAAUAAGAGAAGAAUGUGUUGCCUAUCUGCUGUCACCGCCGAGGGGAUCAAGUCUGCGGGACUGUCCCACGCGUUCCACGCACCGCGCAGAGCAUCACUCAGAGGGACGCAGUGAGGAGGAGUGCAGCAUCCACUCCACGUCGCACACUCGAGUCAAUUAAGGCGCCGAGGUAAGACACCGUUCGUUGGAUGUUGCAUCAGAUGACAUUAGGACAUGAAAAUAUGUCAAUAUCCAAGGUGAGCGAGAGCGCGAUGAGGAGUCUGGCACUUCUGCUGGGAGUGAAAGCCGCGUGCAUCCUGCUGGUCUCGUCUCUCUCGGGCACCGGGGCGGUCAACAAUAGUGGCCGGUGGUGGGGUGUCGUCAACGUGGCCUCGACCUCCAAUCUUCUCACCAACUCCAAGAAUGUGCAGUUGGUCUUGGACCCGAGCCUGGCCCUACUGAGUCGUCGUCAACGUCGUCUGAUUCGGCAGAAUCCUGGCAUCUUGCACGCCGUCACUGCUGGACUGCACACAGCCAUAAAAGAAUGCAAGUGGCAGUUCCGUAACCGCCGCUGGAACUGCCCGACCACCCACAGCCCGGCGAUAUUUGGCAAAAUUGUCAACCGUGGUUGCAGAGAGACAGCCUUUGUCUUUGCCAUCACCAGCGCUGGGGUGACCCAUGCGGUAGCUCGCUCCUGUUCGGAAGGAGCCAUCGAAUCGUGUACUUGCGAUUACCGACGUAGGGGUCCCGGCGGGCCGGACUGGCACUGGGGGGGCUGCAGUGACAACGUAGAUUUCGGCAGGAUGUUUAGCCGGGAAUUUGUGGACUCCAGUGAAAAAGGUCGAGAUCUGCGCUACCUCACCAACCUGCACAAUAACGAGGCUGGCAGAAUGACGGUGUCCUCAGAGAUGCAGCAGGAAUGCAAGUGUCACGGCAUGUCAGGCUCCUGCACAGUGCGCACCUGUUGGAUGCGUCUUCCAAGCUUCCGCGCAGUGGGAGACUUCCUCAAGGACCGCUUUGACGGUGCAUCUCGAGUCAUCUACGCCAAUAAGGGUAGUAAUCGCGCCUCGCACCGAGCGGACCCUCGCCACCUGGAACCAGAAAACCCUUCUCACAAAUCCCCCUCCGUCAUGGAUCUGGUCUAUUUUGAGAAAUCGCCUAACUUUUGCUCCUUCAAUGGCAAAACUGGCACUUUGGGAACCACGGGUAGAACUUGCAACAGCUCCUCGCCAGGCCUGGAUGGAUGCGAGCUGCUCUGCUGCGGACGUGGGUUUGAGACCCGGGCUGAGAGUGUCACAGAGCGGUGCAACUGCACAUUCCACUGGUGUUGUCACGUCAGCUGCCUGAACUGCACCAGUUCUCGAACUUUACACCAGUGUUUAUGAUCAGGGGUCGGUUGGGGGGGCGUUGCAGAUGAUAAUUUAGACCUGUGACAAGCAAAACUAGUUAUACAUGAUAAAGCAGGCAAAUAUUAGGAUAAACUGACAGGGAUCUUAAUUCAUUUGCUGUUACUGACGGCAAUGGAUGUUUAAUGCAUUUAAACUUGGAGAACUGGUAGUGAAAAAUCACCCCAAAAUUUCAAACUAUAGACAAAAGCACAAACAAAUGAACAGGGUAUACAUAUUCAUGAUAUUAUAAGUUCCACAAUUUCAUUGCGGUCUUUUCGUGAUAUCAUUGUGGUCUCGUCUUGUUGUUACUUAUAGUUUUGUUUUAGGCAGGUAUAUACACAGGCACCCCCACAAAUAGGUCUCCAACAGUUUUGGAGAAGUAUUUAAUUUCUGGAGGCACAUGAAUGUCAACAUUUGAUGGACAGGGAUAGAAGUGCAUGGUAGCAAAUGAUGUAGAUGUCUUUUUUUUUUUUUAUAAACAAACGUGGGAAAAAAAUUUAUAAAAACUACUAAAGCCUAUCGAGAAUGUCACGGCCAGUAUAAAACAUAGGUGUUUACUUCUCCGCAUGCAGUUAACACUGAUCUGUUCUAUUUAGAUUCCAUAUGGAGCAGCACCUGCAUUUCACCCGUGAUCAGAUUCCUCAGCGCGCUAAAAACUAAAUAACUGGCACUGGGGCAUGCCAAUGAAAAUGCGAACCGAUCAAAUCUUACAGAAGCAACUGGACUCAAAUGCAUUAUGAUUACGUUGAGCAUUAUGCAACUAGAGGAUGUAUUUGUAAGUAAAUGUGACCCUGUAAAAGCUCCAUAAAGUGAACCAGACCACAAGGAUUGAGAAUAGUUUUGAAUGUUUUAAUUACAAUUAAACCAACAUCAUACUGUGUAUCGGCUACGAGAACCAAAAUGCUGUAUAUAACAAAAAUAUAUGAAUAUAUUUAUGAACAUCAUUGCUGAAUGAUGUAUGCACCUGUCAAUGCUGGAGAAAAUGAGAUUACUUUCACUCUGACUGUUUUGUAUUUUUAUGAUUAUUUUCUGGAGUAAUGUAGCUGAUUCAAUUUUUUACAAGGAACAGAACAGUGCAACAUCUUGUGUUUUGAAAUGCACUAAAUACACCUCUUUUUAACAGUCUGAAUAUAAGAAAUA
This is a messenger RNA of Corythoichthys intestinalis (scribbled pipefish), 2665 nucleotides long. It is a transcript of the gene wnt1, whose product is annotated as wingless-type MMTV integration site family, member 1. Gene Ontology annotation, molecular function: cytokine activity; frizzled binding. Bases 347 to 1522 code for a protein of 391 amino acids. Lineage: Eukaryota; Metazoa; Chordata; Actinopteri; Syngnathiformes; Syngnathidae. The transcript has 4 exons. Gene Ontology annotation, biological process: cell fate commitment; canonical Wnt signaling pathway; multicellular organism development. Gene Ontology annotation, cellular component: extracellular region. The record is from RefSeq and is a predicted model, not a curated record.